AUGAUCGUCAGUUUCCGACAAAAAUUUGUCGUCAUUCACAUUACCACGAGCGAUAAAAAGCUAGCUAAAAAGUACGAGAUGGCGCUUAUCGUAAAGGAACGAGCCACAUGCAAAACAGCCCUAAAAAGCAUACACGAUGUUGUGAAUCAUUUUAUGUUAGCCGUGCAAAGCGGUAGCGAUGCUGUUUUUUACCCGGAAGGAACUCUUCGAAUAAAAAUAGUAAUUGUGGAUUGUCCAGUAUCUAUUUGGAUAACAAGCAACGAACAACAGGAAAAUUAUUGCGACAGCUAUGUCAAUGCAACUGUUUAUCUUUUGAGGCUCCUCGAUUAUAUUAAUGACAGCUACAACACAGUACCACUGAUCUUGCACUUAAAAAUCCCCCCCUCCCCUCAAGAUCUACCGUUGAUAUCAAGUGAAAACGACCGACAAGAGUAUGCAAAAUCCACUGCCAGUAUCGGAAUUAGUCAAGGUCUCUCCUAUAUGACACCAAAUGACUUGUUGUUGGGGGAGGGGGAGCAUGAAUCCGAGACGUUAUGACUUAAAUGGACGAUUCUGUUUGAAGAUGAAUUUAUCAAUCUACACUGAUUAUAAAUGCCUGAUAAGCUACAAAGAUAGGAGUAUCAAAGAAGUAACAAUUCAUUUUAUUUUGUGUCUGAUGAGUACAAAUGGACUUGUAAGCCGGAGCAUGACUAUUUCCAGAGAAAUUCAAUUUUAAAAUUGUACAUGUGUUGAAGUACCUCACUAAUCUUAUUAUAGCAUAUACAGUUAAAGAUAAAAAACAUUUUUAGG
Mycotypha africana is the source of this 789-nucleotide messenger RNA. RefSeq lists its product as uncharacterized. The coding region runs from base 1 to 537 and encodes 178 amino acids. NCBI's taxonomy places the organism in Eukaryota, Fungi, Mucoromycota, Mucoromycetes, Mucorales, Mycotyphaceae. The record is from RefSeq and is a predicted model, not a curated record. The transcript is spliced from 3 exons.